UACCCGGUCAGUGAUUAGUGUCGACUACCUACCCAAUUUGUGUUGCUAAAUGACCUCUUAGUGUUUUCUUUUCCAAUCGAUGUUCAUGUGAAAGAAAUUAUCCCCGAUAACAGGAGCUUGUGGGCAAUCUGCUAUCAUUCUUCUUAGGAAUCGGGAGCAGUGACAUUUUUGUUGCUUAGCUGUCAAAUUUCAGCUUGCUUUUGAAUAAAUUCGUGAACGUUUUGCCAUAUUUAGAAAUCAAUUCCAGUUGUUUAAAAAAAUUAAACUAAGAGUGGAUUCUGUUUAAUAACAUAUCUUCUGUUACUGCAGAUGUUAUGAUGUUCAUUGGUUGGAUUCCCAACAAGUUUCUCCUUUUGAUGCAUAUAUAUACAUAUACUGGUGGAUAUUGUUACAUUUGCUGAAAAUAGGGGAUCGUGAAGUUCUUUCAGUGAGGAGGUAGUUUUAUUAUCAGAUAUCGGAGGUGAAAGAACUUGAAAUGAAGGGGAAUUGCAACAAGUCCUUAAAGAUGUUGUUAAGUCGAGGAAUUGAGGAUUUACAUGAUGACCAUUUUGAAGGUUCUCUAGAUGAGGACACCAUUUUUAGAGAUGUGUUCUUUGGGCAUGAAGAAAGUGGUAGAAAUACUAAAAGAUGUCUUGUAACCGCAGCAAUACAUUUCGAAAAUGACGAUAACAAGCCCAAGGAUGCCUCAUUUCUGUCAAACAGUGAGCAUUCAGUUAUGACAAUUCAGGAAGACUUUCAGAACAAAGAGGGUAGGCUCUCCGAAGAGUUCAUUAGGAAUGACCCUGGUGUUGAAGUCAAGCGAAGGAAGGUAUCGUCGGUUCUAGAACAUUCUACAACUAAAUCUUAUUUAGAAAAGGUAGUUAAUUCUGUAACUCCACCAAAAGAAGUCAAUUCUUGUUUGUGCCAUCCGGCUUCUAUUGUAACAUGUCGUUUGGUUGAAUCAUCAAGCCAAGGUGUUAAGCCCAGUUGCUAUUUGCUUAAAGGAAAUCUUGGAGAUAGGGAUGCCAUUAAGUGUAGAUUAUGUUGCUCUGAAUCAACUUAUCUGAAUGGAAACGAUGCAAGAAAGGAUUACGCUUCACCCGUUUCACAGGAGAGUCAAUCUAGCCCGGAAACCAUUCAGUGUUUCAAGAAGCGAGGGAAAGAUUCUUCCUUUCUGGAACUUGAUGAAGAUGAGAACUUUUUCCCCCCUAAAGAUUCCACCAUGGAUCCUAAAUCACUUGAGGAAGACGAGAACUUAGUGGUGCUCAUCGACAAGAGUCUACAUUACCUGAAAGAAGGGAAACGAGUGAAAGCAGAAAGAAGUGUGGCGGAUGGUUCGUAUCUGAAACAUGAUACCCUUUCGCCUUUAGCAGAUGUAAUUGCGACUGGAAACCAGAUUCCAGAAAGACUCGGGGAAGAGAGUAGUAGCCUGGUUCCAAUUUUUGGGAUGGAUUCUGUUCUAAAAGAGAAUUCACACAAGAAAUCAGAAAGGAUAUAUGAUAUCAAGCUGACCAAAUCAAAUAUAACAAUGAAUAGCAUUGAAGCUAACUUAGAUAAUCAUGAAAGUUGCAGAAAAAAGAUGCUUUGCUCUUUUGAGGAGCAAAAUAAGAAAUCGAAGUCAAAAUUCAAGAAAUCAGACCGUCAUUCUAAAAGUCCUAAGAUAUCGGUUAAAUGUGAAAAGGAUCAUAAAAAGGAUAGAGAAGGGAAUAGCCACAUUGGGGAUGAUGAUGACCUUUUACUUUCAUCCAUAUCGAAAAAUCAUUCUGCUACCAAAUCAUCAGGUGUAAAACGGAAAUCCCGUGUUAGAAAUGUUCUAAAGAAGUACAAAAACAGAAAAAGUAGUUGCAGGUUGCUUCCCCGGAGCCUUGCCAAGGGUGGACAGCAUCAUGUGGAAGAGAAUCGGUCUUCCCUUGGUGUAAGAACAGUAUUAUCAUGGUUGAUAGAUUUUGGGGUUAUUCAUCUGAAAGAAGUGAUGCAAUACAGGAAUCCAAGGGAUAAUGUGGUGGUGAAGGAUGGUUUAGUUACCCGAGAUGGUAUUCUGUGUCGGUGCUGUGACAAAGUGCUUUCCGUCUCUAAGUUUAAGAGUCAUGCUGGUUUCAGCCUCAAAUGCCCAUGUUUGAAUCUAUUUAUGGAAUCCGGAAAAUCCUUCAGCUUGUGCCAAUUGGAAGGUUGGUCAACUGAGUAUACAGUCAGGGAAGGUGCCAUAAAAACUGCAAAAGUUGAAGAAGUUGACCAAAAUGAUGAUAGUUGUGGCCUGUGUGGCGAUGGGGGUGAGUUGAUAUGCUGUGAUAACUGCCCAUCGACCUUUCAUCAAGCAUGCUUAUGUAUGCAGGAGCUUCCAGAGGGCGACUGGUAUUGUUCUAGAUGCUCUUGCUGGAGUUGUGGGAAUGUGGUCUGUAAUAUCGAAAACCCAAUCUCGGGUGUUCUGAAAUGUUUGCAGUGCAAACAUAAAUACCACAAGGAAUGUAUCAAGGAGACGAGAAUUGAAAGUGGAUCGGUACCUUCCACCUGGUUCUGUGACGAAAGCUGUAGGGAGAUUCACUUGGGGCUUGAUUCCCGAGUUGGGCUUAUGAAUCCAAUCUCCGAUGGUUUCUCAUGGAUGGUCUUGAGGUGCACUCAUGGAGACCAAACGGUCCUUUCUGAUCAGCAUUUCGUUGCUUUGAAAGUAGAAUGCAAUCUGAAACUAGCGGUUGCCCUUGCGAUCAUGGAGGAGAGCUUUCUUCCCAUGAUGGACCCGAGAACGGGCAUUGAUAUGAUACCCCAUGUGCUAUACAAUCAACGAUCGGAAUUUGCACGCCUUGACUAUGAGGGAUUCUAUACGGUGGUCUUGGAGAAAGAUGACAUGUUACUCUCUGUAGCAUCCAUAAGGAUUCAUGGGAUGGGCGUUGCAGAGAUGCCCCUCAUUGCAACAUCCAGCAAAUAUCGGCGCCAUGGAAUGUGUAGGCGUCUUAUGAACUCUAUUGAAGAGCUGCUGAAGUCGUUGAAGGUGUCGAAGCUGGUCCUUUCAGCCAUUCCAAGUUUGGUUAAGACAUGGAUGGAGGGUUUUGGGUUCACGCAUUUGGAAGCCGAAGAGAAGAAGAGGUUGAGGAAAACCAACUUGAUGGUGUUCCCAGGAACAGUCUGGCUUAAGAAGGCCAUAUACAAGCCAAUGGAAGCCAUUAAUCUUGAACAAGAUGUGAUCAACUGCAAGGAGUUGUUGCAAAAAGAUAAUGAUGAUGACAAUGGUGGGUUGUCACACUCAAGAUUUGAAGGAAGGAGGUCUUUUGAAAUGGUUUGUGGUGUAAAAUGAUGAUAUCUUAGAAAAAGGGGGAAAAAACCAGCAGUGAAGUUGUAUAUAUUUAAUAAUUAAGAAAUGGAAAAGUUUUGCAGUUUGAACAAGAAUCAAUGGUAGGCAAUAGCAUGCAGGAUUUUGCUAGUCAUACUCAUGGUUACAUGUACAUCAAUUGUAUAUAUAUUAAA
Molecule: messenger RNA, 3438 nt
Organism: Cynara cardunculus var. scolymus (artichoke)
Lineage: Eukaryota; Viridiplantae; Streptophyta; Magnoliopsida; Asterales; Asteraceae
Product: increased DNA methylation 1-like
Exons: 7
Coding region: 476-3268 (930 amino acids)
Molecular function (GO): acyltransferase activity, transferring groups other than amino-acyl groups
Source: RefSeq, a predicted model, not a curated record